UAAGAUCAAGAUGGGAGCAAGCGUGCUCCCGUCGCUGCUCGUGGCAUCCGUGCUGCUGCUGCUGGGCGCCGCUGCGACGGCCAUGACGGUGGAGGACUCGGAGCUGGACAACAUCCAGCCACUGUCCACGCUCAAGCUGGACGCCGCGCAGGUCGCCAUGGACUCCGCGUCCGCCAUCCACGCCUCGCCCGACGUCCUCGGCAAGGACGGGGAGGAUUCUGCGUGGGUGACGGUCAACUUCACGACGCCGUCUCCCUCCUCGGGCCACUGGAUCGGUCUCUUCUCCCCUGCCGAUUUCAGUUCGAGCAUCGGGAGUGGCGCUAAGGUAGCAGGGGCAGAAGAUGCACCUGGGGCAGGGCUACCCACGGCUCCUGUAAAGUACAAAUUCGGCAACUACGAACCGAACUUCCUGCGCACCGGCAGCGGCAACACCAGUUUCCUCGUCAUCAACCAGCGGUACGACUACGCCUUCGGCCUCUUCUCCGGCGGCAAGGACAAUCCUAAACUCAUCGCCGUCUCGAACAAGAUCUCCUUCAUGAACCCGAAGGCCCCAGUGUUCCCGCGUCUGUCCCAAGGAAAACAAUGGAACGAGAUGGCCGUGACUUGGACGAGCGGGUACAGCAUUGACGAGGCGUACCCAUUCGUCGAGUGGAGAAUGAAGGGCGAGGAGAGCUCCAAGCGGACGCCGGCCGGCACGCUCACCUUCACACGGGGACACCUCUGCGGUAGUCCGGCUCGUGCACAGGGCUACAGGGACCCAGGCUUCAUCCACACCGCUGUCCUCAAGGACCUGUGGCCAAACCGGGAGUAUUCUUACCAGAUCGGGCACGAGCUACCGGACGGGACCGUGGCAUGGGGCAAGUCCUCGACCUUCCGUGCAUCGCCGUUCCCUGGCCAAGCUUCGCUCCAGCGCGUCGUCAUCUUCGGCGACAUGGGACUCGGGUCAAAGGAUGGUAGCAGUGAGCUCCAAGGUUUCCAGCCCGGGGCGCAGGUGACCACUGACCGGCUGGUGAAGGACCUGCCCAACUACGACGCCGUGUUCCACAUCGGCGACCUCUCCUACGCCAACGGCUUCCUCGCGCAGUGGGACCAGUUCACCGCUCAGAUCGAGCCCAUCGCCUCCAAGGUGCCCUACAUGGUCGCAAGUGGCAACCACGAGAGGACGUACAUAAACACGGGGGGAUUCUACAACGGCAACGACUCGCGCGGCGAGUGCGGCGUGCCAGCCGAGACCUACUUCUACGUGCCGGCGACGAACCGGGGCAAGUUCUGGUACGCGGCCGACUACGGCAUGUUCCGGUUCUGCGUGGGGGACACGGAGCACGACUGGCGGCCCGGGUCUGAGCAGCACGCGUUCCUGGACGCCUGCUUCGCGUCGGCCGACCGGAAGCACCAGCCGUGGCUCGUCUUCCUGGCGCACCGCCCGCUGGGCUACUCCUCCAACGACUUCUACGCGCAGGAAGGGGCCUUCGCGGAGCCCAUGGGGCGGGAGAGCCUGCAGCCGCUGUGGCAGAAGCACCGCGUCGACCUGGCCGUCUACGGCCACGUGCACAACUACGAGCGCACGUGCCCCGUGUACGAGAACACGUGCACGGUGAAGGGCCCGCAGCAGGGCGCGUACACGGGGGCGUUGGGCGGCACCAUCCACGUGGUGGCUGGGACAGCCGGAGCCAAGCUGAGGAGCUACGCCGGCGGGGCGUGGCCGCAGUGGAGCGUGGCGAGGAACCAGAGCUUCGGGUACGUGAAGCUCACCGCCAGCGACCACUCCACGAUGCGGUUCGAGUUCGUGCAUAGCGACGAUGGCGCCGUGCACGACGGGUUCACCAUCACUAGGGACUACAAGGACAUCAUGGCGUGCGCCGUCGACAGCUGCCCGCCCCACUCCUUAGCCAACUAGCCGUAAUUAGCUAGUACUGAAAUUUUGCUUUUCUUUUCUUUUCUUUUUUUAGAGCAGAGUUUUGCAUCGUUCUUCUGAUUCUCGGAGAUGAAAACAUUUUUAGAGUGCGUAUAGUGGUUUAUGAUGUUCGGAACCGGCUCCCACAACAUUAAUGAUUGAGUAAAAUUUGUGUGAUCUCCUUUUCAUUUAUUAUGCAAAAUGAUGGUAGUAAAAAAUUACACACAAAACAACAGCCCCGUUUCAAA
This is a messenger RNA of Brachypodium distachyon (stiff brome), 2142 nucleotides long. RefSeq names its product probable inactive purple acid phosphatase 27. NCBI's taxonomy places the organism in Eukaryota, Viridiplantae, Streptophyta, Magnoliopsida, Poales, Poaceae. The transcript has 10 exons. The coding region runs from base 11 to 1897 and encodes 628 amino acids. The record is from RefSeq and is a predicted model, not a curated record. Gene Ontology annotation, molecular function: acid phosphatase activity; metal ion binding.